Panonychus citri (citrus red mite) is the source of this 4635-nucleotide messenger RNA. RefSeq lists its product as uncharacterized. The transcript has 10 exons. Gene Ontology annotation, molecular function: G protein-coupled receptor activity. Bases 581 to 4291 code for a protein of 1236 amino acids. Gene Ontology annotation, biological process: cell surface receptor signaling pathway; adenylate cyclase-activating G protein-coupled receptor signaling pathway. The record is from RefSeq and is a predicted model, not a curated record. NCBI's taxonomy places the organism in Eukaryota, Metazoa, Arthropoda, Arachnida, Trombidiformes, Tetranychidae. Gene Ontology annotation, cellular component: membrane.
CCAGAACUCAGAAUCCAGUUGUAGUCUUAUCAUGAACUAUCAUCUAUCUCUUAGCAGUUCCAAGUGAAUCAAAUGAAAGAUUCAAUGUUUUUAUCAUGCUCAUUGUGAUAUAUAAAUAAACAUUUACAACUAACCUGAUCAAUUGUGAUCAUUCAAAUAACACUGAGAAUAAAUUUUAUAUUAAUUGUGAUAAAUUAAAGUUUCAUCAUCAAGUUUACUAUUAGUUAUCAAGUUUUACUUGUUAACUUGUUGAACUGAUUUACAAUCAUCAUGAUUGAUUCAUAUUCAUGGUAAAAAAAUAUACAACAACACCAAACAAAUAUCCAUAUAAAUUGAAGGAUUAGUUUUUAUUGAUGUUACGAAAGAAAAAUCAAUUUGAUUGUUUAUAUGUUAUCAUGAUUAAUUAAUCCAGUUUAAUCCAUCAACACUGAUCAUAAGUAAUCAUUAAUCAUCAUCAUAAUUAUCAUGGUUACUUUGUGUGUUCACUAUUAAUAACUUCAGCCAUUUAAAUCAUUAAUUUAUUAAUGUGUGAUUUAAGUUAAUCAAUUAUUUGAUUAUUGAUUUACUAAGUAAUCUAACAAUGGCUUUAAUCAGUCUUAAUCAUCGUUUUAAUCAUUACCAACUAUUUGUUUAUUAUCUAACCUUGAUUGACAUUUGCCUAUUGAUAGGAAUUGAUUCAACUGAUCAAAUUAAGAUAAUUGAAUCAAAUGUAACAAUUUAUUCAGAUAAUGAAACAAAUUAUUUUAAUCUAAGUGCUGUAAGUUUAUCUAAUCAAUUUAAAUCAGCAAAAAUUGAUGAUAAUUUAACAACAACAACAACAACAACAGAAUCAACAACAAUCAAUAAGAUUAACGUGAUUAACUUUGACGAAGGUGAACAAUUAAGAAAUGAAUCAACAAUUAGUGUUCCAAAAGAGUUACCAAUAAAAUUAUCAACUGAUAAUCCAAUUGAUUGUGUUAAUACAACGGUUAAUUUAACAGUAAUUAAUGAUAUUAUUAAUUUAACAACAACAAAAUUAACCAAUAACAAGUUGGUUGAUUUAUCAAUAGUAACUAAAUUAUCAUCAAAUAUGAUAAUGAUCAAACCAGUUAAUGAUACAAAUAAUAUAACCAUUAACAAGGUUGAUUAUAAUCAACAUCAUCAUGAUAAUGAUUCAGUAAAUGAUGAUAAUAAUAAUUUGGUUAAAAUGAAAUUAAAUAUUACAAGUAAAAGUGUUGAAAGUUUACCUGAAAAAAAUUCAUCGGUUAAUGAUGUUGAUAAUCAACAAACAAUCAAUACAAGUGUUAAUGGUUUCAAAGUUAAUCAUGAUCAUGGUGUUAAUUUGAAUCAUGAUGAUGAUGAAAUCAUUUCAACCCCAUUCUCAAUCAACAUUACCACCAGUAUCACCACAGGUACCAUUGAUAAUUAUGUUAACAAUGGACCAUCUAAAUGGUCAGUGAAUUUAACAAACAGUGACCAUAAUAAUAAUGGUAACAAUAAUAAUGAUCAUCACCAUUUACCUGAUGAUGAUAAUGAGUAUCCUCAUGGGAAAUUUCAACAACAUCAUCAGACUAAACUUGACCAGCAUGAAAUAACAUCCCAGUUACAGGUAUCAUCAACUGAUGAAGAUGAAGAUUCUGAUUCUGAUUCAGGUGGUCAAAUUGUUGUCAUUGGCGGUGUUAACAAUCCUGGUGUUGGUACCGGAACUACUGGUGGCAGUGGAGGCAUCAAUGAUGGUGAAAGUGACCUGUACCUUGUCUCAUCUCGGCGAAAAUGUCAACCUUCACAUUCACAUGGGAUCUAUUGGGAUUCAAUUGAUGCCUCACUCAUGGCGAGUAAACUUUGCCCUUCACCCUACAUGGGUACAGCUUAUCGAGCUUGUUAUUCAAUGGGACACUGGGACACUCCCGAUCUAACCGAAUGUCGUCUUCCUCAUCUUCGUGAGAUCCAAAAUCUGAUCUUCUAUCAUGUUCAUAAGCACCUUGUCGAUGGACUAUAUCCUCUGGCUGAGGAACUCAAUCGAUUACUUUUAUCGACAUCGAUUCCGAUAUUAAGUCCAAUGGAUAAACUCGAUGCUCUCGAUUCCCUGAAUUCAAUUCUUAAAGCUAAGGUUCGAAUAAAGUUGGACGAAGAUGAAGAUCGAGAUCAUCUAUUUAUCAAGUCACUCAUUUCCAGUUCCGAGCAACUUUUGACCAAACUUCCAUUAACUUUUACCAUUGAGACGGAGAAAAAUGCUCUAUUAACCAUGAAAUCUGCUGAAACUAUAUUCGGACUUAAAGCACUUUCAGAAUCACUACUCAGAACUCUGAUUGUUUUCUGUAACGAUGGAACCAUCCGUCGAAUCAAAUCUUUCAAUUCGAUCACCAAGAACAUAGCUAUAACAUUAACCCACAUCACUCCCUUUGGUGAUCGCAUUUCCUUAUUACAUUCAGAAUUAAAUUCUGACUCAAUUGAGAUGGAAUCAGAUAAACAGAAUAAUUCUGAACACCCAAAUAGACCCAAAGCUCAUAUUUUUCUAGACGAUUUACGACGAUAUGGAAUUGGUAUAUCAGAGAUUUGCCUUCAUUUAAUUGGAAAUGAUUUUAAUACCGAUACAAUUAAUUUAAUCAGUGAUUUAAUUGUGAUCUCAGUGGUUCCUCCAAUUUCAAUUGAAGCCAAUUUUGAGCGGAUACCUCAAGUUGAGAUUGAUUUUAAUCUUACACCAAGUGAAUUAAGAUUAGCAAGUGAUAAUUUAAUCUGUGGGAAAAUUAAAUCACCAAGAGAACUUUGGAGUCAAAGGGAAUGUCAAAUUAUUUAUCGAAAUUCAAGUUUCAUUAGAUGUUCCUGUUCAGAACUUGGUGUUUUCGGAAUAAUCCAUGUAAAAAGUUCAACCUUCCAGCAACAUUCAUAUAAUCACCAUCACAGUCAAUGUCAUUUUAAUCCGCUUACUCUUUACUUUUCCUCUGGUCUAAGUUUAAUACUUAUCCUAAUUACCAUGGUUGGACAGAUGAGCACCAUGAUAAAAUGUCAGAAUCAUUGGAAAUCAUGUUACAUUUUACUUAAUCUUUUAACAAGUUUAGCACUAAUUGAAAUUAUAUUCCUAUUCGGUGGUCCUAUUCAUUCAUCAUCAUUUUCAUAUCAACAACUAUUGCCUUCAUCAUCAUCAUCAUUAUCAUCAGGUUCACAUAUAAGUUCACCUCAAUUCUGGACAUCAUGUAAAGUGAUUUCAAUGAUUCUUCAUUAUUUACAUCUUGUAGCGGCAUUUACAAUGUUAUCUUAUUCAAUUUAUCUUUUCAAGAAACUUUGGCGUUACCAUGAAGAUAUUAUCAUGAUAACCGAUGUUAAUAACAAUAGUGAAUCAUCAUCAUGCUAUUCAGAUACCAUUGGGUCAACAAUAUUACCAAUUACAGUGACCACAUCCAAUAAUAACAAUAGCAACAAUAGUCAACAACAGUUAAGUGAGUCUAUUCAAUCAACUAAUCACAAUCAAUAUUAUCAGACUCGACAACAACAACAACAACAACAACAAACUAUUCAGCGAUCACAAAGCCUCUCAGCAUCAUCUUCAUAUUCAUCUUUUCCUUAUUCAUUUUCAUCCUCAUCUUCAUCUUCCUCUACAACACCAGCAACCACUGAUUCGUAUGAAAAUGCCUUAAUCACUUGGAAUCAGCCCAAUCUUCAUAAAGAACCAGAAUCACGUCAAAUUGUCCAUCUACUUUUAUUCACUUGGGCUGGACCUUUACUUUGUGUUGUUACAUCAAACAUCAUCAACCCUCUUGGAUAUGAAACCAAAAGAUAUUGCUGGAUGUCCAUUGAAGGUGGAAUGAUGUUUUCCUUCAUCGUGCCUGUUUCAAUACUCAUAAUGAGCAAUACGAUUACCAUGUUAUUAAUAUUGAAACGAUUUUUCGCUUACAAACCAAUAACACACAAGAUUGAAAUCGAAAGAGUCGAACCUGCACUUCGAUCGGGUGUCUCAUUGUUACCAUUUUUCGCAGUUAAUUGGUUUCUAAGUGUUCUCGCCUUGGAAGAUACAGCGACCGAUAUAUUUCAAUAUCUAUUUGCUUUUUGUAAUCUAAUUCAACAUCUAUUGGUUUUCCUGUUCCAUUGUUAUCAGCGACCUGAGAUUUACCAACGAUUUUCAAUGUACUUUGCCUAUGGAAAUGGAUCCAAUCGAAUAAGUAAAUCGUCGUUAAAAUCUAAGCGCAACUAUUGGUGUUCAGGUCAUUGUGCCACCGUUCCUCUGUUGAUCUAUUCCGACGAUGGUUCAGCUCGUUUACAUGAUAAUUGUUUCGAUGAUCCAACAAUUGAGGCCUCACGAUUUAAAGAUCAAUGAAAAGGGUUUCUUUUUGUACAUCAAGUUUGACAUUGGUACACAACUUAAUUGGAAAGAUUCAAUUGAUAAUAAUCAACGAUUUAAACCAUAAUCAUCUUCAUUUCGUUAUCUUCAUCACCAAGGAUCUCUCGUUAAAUUGUUGAUCAUAAUAGUUAACAGCAAUUUAACAUUUUUAAUUCUGUUUGUCUCUCUCUCUCUCUCUCUCUCUCUCUCUCUCUUGCCUUGUAUCUCUUCAUUGUUGGAACCAAGGACAAUUUAACAUCUCUCUUUAAUCAAAUUAUCAAUAAGUUAUUAGUUUAAAUGUAUAAACAGCAAUUAUUGUGAAUAAAAAUUCAUGACAAUUA